AUGCACUGCGAGAGUGAAAGAUCCGACGUCAGCGGCUGUAAUCAAUGUGUAGAAUGGGGAGUCAAACCAUAUGGCACGGGAUCGGCGGCCUCGCUCGCAGGCGAGAUAAGAACGUUUUUUCCAAAUAUAUGGUUUGGCCUCUUGGUUGGUGUUGCAGCGGGCCUUCCUAAUCUCUCACGAACCCCACCCCGUGAUAUCCGCCUUGGUGAUGUUCUUGUAGGAAUUCCAGAAGGUGACAGCGCCGGUCUUAUCGCAUAUGAUCUCGGAAAGGAAACAAAAAACGGGUUUCAACCAUUGCGUGGUGGACAUGUAUUGUCUACGACAGAGAAGAUUGUUAGGGCGGCAAUUGGUCAUAUAAAGAUUGAGUCGCCAAAUGACGCAGACGUUUUUUUACCAUUCUAUGAGAGUAUCAAAGACAAGGAGCAUGCAGAUGGCACAUUUCGUGAUCCAGGGCAAGACCAAGACAACCUCUAUGAGGUUGACGAAAGUGGGAUCGAGCGGCUCGUUAAACGAGAGCAGCGGCCGGACUCGAAACGGACACGAGCAUGGUAUGGAUCGAUUGGAUCUGGGGAGAAAUUGAUGAAGAAGGCUGAGAAAAGGAAUGAGUUGCGAGACAAAUAUGAUGUGAUUGGUCUGGAGAUGGAGGCUGCUGGCACCAUGAACCAGAUCCCGGUUGGUGUCAUCCGAGGAGUGUGUGAUUAUGGAGAUGAACAUAAAAAUAAGGAAUGGCAACCAUAUGCAGCGGCUAUGGCCGCAGCUUAUGCUAAAGCAAUUGAUAUUCCACUCGACCUGACUGAUGUACCUGCAAUUGAAAACUUUUUGGGACGAAACCAGGAGCUAGAACGCUUGUGGCAUUAUUUACAACCAGGGAACUCCAAGUCUCGAAAAGUCGCUAUUCUUCACGGGCUUGGUGGAAUGGGAAAGACACAAUUAGCAAUCCACUUCGCACGAGUUCACAAGGAUGACUUCACUGCCAUCUUUUGGAUGAGUGGCAAGAGCCGAGAGACACUAUUACAAGCUUUAAGUUCCGUCCUGCCUAGAUUACCAGGCCAAUCCCAGACCACCAAAGCAAUAAAUAAAGAAGAAAUAGAACAACACGCCAGGCACGUAUUACAGUGGCUAUCAAUACCAGGAAACUUGCGCUGGCUGCUUAUUUUCGAUAACAUCGAUCAAUAUUCUCCAGUUCAUGGCGGUCCUGCUGAUGGAUAUGAUAUUAGCGAAUUUUUUCCUACAGCGGAUCAUGGUUCGAUUUUAAUUACUUCCCGGAUGCAGAGCUUAACUGAGCUUGGAGAACCCUUCCCCAUCCGGAAGCUUGAGUCCGAGAGUGCUAUCCAACUUCUCUUACAGCGCAGCAGUCUGCCAGUCCCAGAUCCAAUCAGGAUGGAGGUGGUUGACCAAGAUGUCAUUGCCCUUACAGACCGUCUUGGUGGGUUGCCAUUAGCUAUCGUCAUUGCAGGUGCAUAUAUGCGUGAGACCGGAACCAGCAUCAGUGAGUACUUGCAGUACUACCAGAAAUCCUGGCACAAACUCCAGUCACGCUCCAGGCCAGAACGGCACUACCCACACGGUAAUAUACUACAAACAUGGAUGGUUUCCUAUGAUGGAAUUAAAAAACGAGACACGAAUGCAGCGGAACUGAUACUGCUGCUCGCCCACUUCGAUAAUCGGGACAUCUGGUAUGAGUUAGUAGAAUGUGGUACCUAUAGCUCGAAUCCACCCGAGUGGCUUGAGACUGUCACAUCAGAUCGCCUUGACUUCAAAGAAAGCAUAAGGAUUUUGAUUGGGUUCUCGCUUAUUGAAAUCAAGAAACAUGGGGGAAGCUACAUGAUGCACCCUGUUGUACAAGAUUGGUGUCUUCACAUCGCUGACAUGGAUGAUGUGAAAGCAAGUCAAUUGAAUGAACUAGCAUUAGUAUGUGUGGGAUAUACAGUACCUAGCACUACUGAGCAAAGGUAUUGGGAGAUCCAACGGCGGUUGCUAGCUCAUGCAGAUCGUGUACACCAGAGGUGGAAUAACGAUGAGCUGAUUGGUGACAGUGCUAUCUGGGGUGCAUUUAACAACCUCGGGAACCUCUACGGAGAUCAGGGCAAACUGAAGGAGGCAGAAGAGAUGCAUACACGAGCACUAGCUGGCCGUGAGAAGGCACUAGGUCCAGACCAUACAUCUACCCUCGAUUCAGUCCAUAGUCUUGGGAUUCUCUACCAGAAUCAGGAUAAGCUGAAGGAGGCAAAAGAGAUGUAUACACGAGCUCUGGCUGGCUAUGAGAAGGAACUAGGUCCAGACCAUACAUCCACUCUUCUAGUUGUUAACAAUCUUGGGAUUCUGUACUGGAAUCAGGGCAAACUGAAGGGGGCAGAAGAGAUGUAUACGCGAGCUCUGGCUGGCUAUGAGAAGGCACUAGGUCCAGACCAUAUAUCCACCCUUCUAGUUGUUAACAAUCUUGGGAUUCUGUACUGGAAUCAGGGCAAACUGAAGGGGGCAGAAGAGAUGUAUACACGAGCACUGGCUGGCUAUGAGAAGGCACUAGGUCCAGACCAUACAUCUACUCUCGAUUCAGUCCACAGCCUUGGGGUUCUCUACGGAGAUCAGGGCAAACUGAAGGAGGCAGAAGAGAUGCAUACACGAGCACUAGCUGGCCGUGAGAAGGAACUAGGUCCAGACCAUACAUCUACUCUCGAUUCAAUCCACAGCCUUGGAGUUCUCUACCGAGAUCAGGGCAAACUGAAGGAGGCAGAAGAGAUGUAUACACGAGCUCUGGCUGGCUAUGGGAAGGCACUAGGUCCAGAUCAUCACAAGACUCAACGGGUGGGGAAGGAAUUGAAAGCAAUAGUUAAGUCCGAAUCCACAUAA
This is a messenger RNA of Talaromyces stipitatus ATCC 10500, 2850 nucleotides long. Its product is annotated as Pfs, NB-ARC and TPR domain protein. Gene Ontology annotation, biological process: nucleoside metabolic process. The record is from RefSeq and is a predicted model, not a curated record. The coding region runs from base 1 to 2850 and encodes 949 amino acids. Lineage: Eukaryota; Fungi; Ascomycota; Eurotiomycetes; Eurotiales; Trichocomaceae. Gene Ontology annotation, molecular function: ADP binding; catalytic activity; protein binding. The transcript is spliced from 4 exons.